AUGUCUGGAUGGCUCUCGUACUUGACAGGGCGGGGACAGUCGUCCAAGGACUCGACGCGCGAGUCGAUCGUCAAGCUGCGCGAACACCUCCUCAUGCUGGAUAAGAAGGAGGAGUACCUCGGCAAGAAGAUUGACGACGAGCUCCGCAAGGCAAAGGCCAACGCGACGAGCAAUCCUAGAGUGGCGAAGCAGGCGCUCCGACAGAAGAAGUUGUACGAGCAGGAGCUGGAGAGCAUCGCGGGCCGAAAGAUGACGCUGACAACUCAGGUCAACGCGAUCGAGUCGGCCAACAUGAACAAGGAGACGCUCGAGGCGAUGAAGCAGGGUGCCGAGGUCCUGAAGAACAUGAAGCUCAACGUCGACAAGGUGGAUGCGACAAUGGACGAGGUUCGCAAUCAGCUCGAGCUUACGAACGAGAUCUCCCAAGCGAUCUCAGACCCGGCAGGAAUGGGCAUCGACGUCGACGACCAGGAGCUGGCGGACGAGUUGGCAGAGCUCGAGCAGGAGGAGCUCAACAAGCGGCUGGCAGGCGCAGAAGCGGCACCGCUUCAUUCGCCAGCCGCGGCGGUUCCUGCUGCCAAGACACCGGCACAAAGGAUAGAGGAGGACGAGGAGGAGGCAGAGUUGCGGGAGUUGCAGGCGCAGCUCGCGAUGUGA
Molecule: messenger RNA, 657 nt
Organism: Rhodotorula toruloides NP11
Lineage: Eukaryota; Fungi; Basidiomycota; Microbotryomycetes; Sporidiobolales; Sporidiobolaceae
Product: vacuolar sorting protein VPS32
Exons: 6
Coding region: 1-657 (218 amino acids)
Biological process (GO): vesicle budding from membrane; late endosome to vacuole transport via multivesicular body sorting pathway
Cellular component (GO): cytoplasmic side of plasma membrane; ESCRT III complex; multivesicular body
Source: RefSeq, a predicted model, not a curated record